Messenger RNA from Symbiodinium sp. CCMP2456, 1206 nucleotides. The record is from the annotation of a GenBank genome assembly. NCBI's taxonomy places the organism in Eukaryota, Dinophyceae, Suessiales, Symbiodiniaceae.
AUGAUGGCAUCUCGCAGCUGUGCGCUUAGUGCGCUGAGUGCGCUUGCCGAGCUCAACCGCCUGCUGAUCAGCGAUGGUCGUCGGAGCCUGUGGACUCGUUCACUACAGACCUUGGAUCAGAUGCAAGCCUCGCAGAUUCAAGCUGAUGCCUUCACCUGCAGCUCUGCAAUCAGCUCCUGCGCGAAAGGGGCUUGGCAGAUUGCCCUUCGCUGCUUCGGCAGCCUGUGCCGAUCUGUCCUUCCCAAUGCAGUCGUGUACACCACCCUGAUGGUGGCCUUCAGCCGGCAUGGAGAGUGGCGACAGGCCCUCGACCUAUUCCGCCGCCUGGUUGCGGAGCAUGUGCAGACGGACAUCGUGCUGUACGGCGCCGCAGUGAAAGCCUGCGAGGAGGGCAGCCAAUGGCAGGAGGCCAUUUGCAUCCUCCAAAGGCUCCCUGACCGGGCGUUGGUCCCAGACACGACCCUGUUGAACUCGGCCAUCAGUGCUUGUGAGAAGGCCGGAGAGUGGCCUUGGGCUCUCCACUUGCUCCGAACGCUUUCGGACUGGGUCCUCCGUGCCGACGCCAUUUCUUUCAGUGCCGCGAUCAGUGCUUGCGAAAAAGCCAUGCAUUGGCAGCAGGCACUUCUCGUUCUUGGUGAUGCCGAGCGCAGUUUUCUGGAACUGGACAUCAUCCUGUGCAAUGCCGCUCUCAGCAGCUGCGCCAAGGGAGCAUGGACGUGCAGCUUGCAGCUGCUUGCCGGUUUGGAGCACAGGGCGCUGGCAGCAAGCCAGAUCACCCUCAAUGCGGCAACGGCAGCUGCUGCGGCCAGCCCAUGGCAGCUCGCUUGGUGCCUGCUGCCCAGCUUCACAUCCCAUGCCCUCCGGACCGAUGUGAUCGCAUACAAUGCUGUGGUGUCCGGUGUCGGGGGAGAGUGGCCGGUGGCCUGCCAGCUGCUUCGCAAAAUUGAGGAGGUGUUUCCAAACUCUUCAGUGGUGAGUUAUACGGCAGCUUUGGAAGCUUUCGCCACGCUCGAAGAUGCGGAGUCCAGAUGCGCCGAAUGGCGGAGGGCUCUGCAAGUUCUGUCUGCCUCUCCCUGCCACAAUGAGCUGACUUUCGAAGCCGCCAUCCGAAGUUGCGUCGCUGCCGAGAAGCGAAGAAGAACCGUUCUGCAUGUGCCAAAGUCUCGUGAAUUAUGCACAGAGACGUUGAACCUUGCUGCCAGCUGA